AUGACACCGAAAGUAACAUGUUGUGAGGCGCCACUUCAUCCAUCGCGAAUUGCAGUGGUGGGCAUUGCCUUACUGUCGGCUGUGACAUUCUACUUUUUCAGUUUGCAAGAGCUACCUAAGUUCCUGCAGCACUACGUUCUACCACUUUACAGCAUCCAAUUUGCCAUGACAGUGCUACUAUUUUUUAUUAUUUCACGCUUUGAUCCUUCGACACAACCUAGUCAUCAAGCAAUACGUUUUUCACAUUCAUGCAAGGCAGCUUGUGAUGCUAAAGUUUCAUCAGCUAUCACACAUUUCGGAUCUACAAGCGAGGCGAAUGCUGAUAUUUUAUCAUACAGUCUAGUAUACCCGAAAUGCUGCGACUGUGGUCACAUGGUGCUAACAUUCAACACAAAACAUUGCAGUAAAUGCAACAAGUGUAUUCCGGGCUACGAUCAUCACUGCAUAUACCUAAACACAUGUAUUGGCACGCACAACUAUCCGCUGCUACAUUAUAUCAUGCAUGCUUGCGGUGAAGGGAAAGAAUUACAAGAACAAUAA
Molecule: messenger RNA, 540 nt
Organism: Plasmopara halstedii
Lineage: Eukaryota; Oomycota; Peronosporomycetes; Peronosporales; Peronosporaceae
Product: zinc finger protein dhhc domain containing
Exons: 4
Coding region: 1-540 (179 amino acids)
Biological process (GO): peptidyl-L-cysteine S-palmitoylation; protein targeting to membrane
Cellular component (GO): Golgi apparatus; endoplasmic reticulum
Molecular function (GO): protein-cysteine S-palmitoyltransferase activity
Source: RefSeq, a predicted model, not a curated record